Nakaseomyces glabratus is the source of this 336-nucleotide messenger RNA. RefSeq names its product tubulin-binding prefolding complex subunit GIM4 (gene GIM4). Gene Ontology annotation, biological process: protein folding. Gene Ontology annotation, cellular component: prefoldin complex; cytoplasm. The record is from RefSeq and is a predicted model, not a curated record. Gene Ontology annotation, molecular function: protein folding chaperone. Lineage: Eukaryota; Fungi; Ascomycota; Saccharomycetes; Saccharomycetales; Saccharomycetaceae.
AUGGAUCAAAAGACAAAUGCAUUUCAGAUAAAAUACAAUGACUACAAGCAAACUCUAGAGACGCUUCAAGCCAAGAUAAUAGAGUUGGGACAUGACAAAGAUGAACAUGAUGUUGUUUUGUCGACUUUGAAGAAUACAGAUGAAAACAGGAAGUGUUAUAGAAUGAUAAACAGUGCUCUAGUGGAGACUGAUGUGAAGACUACCAUUCCGAUCCUAAGUACAAAAAGGGCCAAUCUAGAAGAAGCCAUUGAAAAGAUGAAGGCGGAACUAAUAAAAACUGCUGAGGAAUUCGAAAAAUGGAAGAAGGACAACAAGAUUCAAGUUGUUAAGCAAUAA